This is a messenger RNA of Branchiostoma belcheri (Belcher's lancelet), 1769 nucleotides long. Its product is annotated as translation initiation factor IF-2-like. NCBI's taxonomy places the organism in Eukaryota, Metazoa, Chordata, Leptocardii, Amphioxiformes, Branchiostomatidae. The transcript has 3 exons. The record is from RefSeq and is a predicted model, not a curated record. Bases 387 to 1739 code for a protein of 450 amino acids.
UAGUAUUUUUCCUGCUGAUGGUGUGCUGCAAAGUUACUAUUGUUUUGUGAAACUUACGUAGAUCUGAUGUUUCUACUUUUGAAGCUCACCAUACGAAAGUUGUUGUAUUUUUCUUUCUUUUUCUUUUGUUAUCUUGAUUUGGCACAAGCAAUUCGCAUUCCAAUACUCCCCGUUACUUUUCCCAGUAAGGUGCUAAUUGCAUGUUUACCAUCAAAAAGUACAAAAGAAAAUUUGCCGCUGACGUGAAAAAGACAUGAGAAUUCCGAAGACAUUAUCUUGAUUUGGCACAAGCAAUUCGCAUUCCAAUGCUCCCGGGAUCCCAAUUACUUUUCCCAGUAAGGUGCUAAUUUUUUCCCAGUAAGGUGCUUUCUAUUAUUAUUAAUUGCAUGUUUACCAUCAAAAAGAACAAGAGAAAAUUUGCCGCUGACGUGAAAAAGACAAGAGUUCUUCCGAAGACAUUAUAUAUUUGGUUGGUUCUGUGUCCUCACAUAGCUUCUCUUUUAUCGAUCCAGGGAGAUCGAGUGCGCGGCAGGGCGUUUGCACGGCACAAUGUUGAGAGGGCUGGCCUUCAGGUACCAUCCCCUGUUCGGGAAAUGCCUCCUACUUCCCCCACCGACAUGGACACUUCUGCCCUCUCUGACGAUUUUGGCGACAUGUCAUUGGAGAUUGACGACGUCAUGGCCAUGGAACCGGAGGAGGAGCCUGGCACGCCCGCCCCUGGAGAGGAGAUCGCACCUCCAAGAAGGGGAAGAAGAAACGCGGCCCCGGGUAGGAGAGGCAGGCGGAGACACACGCCUGCCUUAUCCACCAAUCAGCAAGUUGCCACCAUACAGCAGCUGAGAGAAAGGAGGAGGACGAGAUUGCAGGACAAGGUCCAUGCCAUGACUCUUGAGGAGUUGAGGGCCCUUGUCCUCAAGAUGGUUGAUAAGCGGCCAGCUGUUGUCCUGGACAUCAUUGAUGUUGACAUGCAGAGGGAGGCUGCUGAGGAGGCUGCAGUUGGAGGUGCUGCAGGUGGGGGAACAGACGGAGGCAGAGGUGCUGCAGGUGGCGUUGCUGCAGGUGGCGGUGCUGCAGGUGGUGCUCCAGGUGGCGUUGCUGCAGGUGGUGCUCCAGGUGCCGGUGCUGCAGGUGGUGCUCCAGGUGGCGGUGCUGCUGCAGGUGGCGGUGCUGCAGGUGGUGCUCCAGGUGGCGGUGCUGCAGGUGGUGCUCCAGGUGGCGGUGCUGCUCCAGGUGGCGUUGCUGCAGGUGGUGCUCCAGGUGGCGGUGCUGCAGGUGGUGCUCCAGGUGGCGGUGCUGCAGGUGGUGCCCCAGGUGGCGGUGCUGCAGGUGGAGGUGGCCAUGGGUUGGAGUGGUGCACCUGUCACCACUGCCGAGAGAUGCCCACAGAUCAGGAGAGGAUCUGUUGCGGUGGGGGGCCAGACUCCUGUGUUUCUACACUUCAUUCUUGUAAUCUUUCUCAUCUUUUUCAGGACAUGGACCUGUACAUCUUGGACCCUGGUACCCUCUGGUUUGCCAGGAACUACAGGAAUGACAUGCUGGCACUACAAGAUGCCCAAGAGCCUGGGGCCGACAACAGAGAAUUCAGGCACGCUGCCUACAGGCACUACGUCUUGUGGCAGUACGGAAGGCUGGGAGAGGGGAACAGGGUGGUGAUCCCUAGCUGUUGUGUCUGGAGGAUUAGGGACACCUACCCUGACCCCCACAACCACUACACUGGUUACAUUGCCAACAGGCUCUAACCAGACGUAAUGCCCAACCUUUUCUACAAU